This is a messenger RNA of Thermochaetoides thermophila DSM 1495, 6636 nucleotides long. Its product is annotated as adenylate cyclase-like protein. Bases 1 to 6636 code for a protein of 2211 amino acids. Gene Ontology annotation, molecular function: protein binding; magnesium ion binding; adenylate cyclase activity. Gene Ontology annotation, biological process: intracellular signal transduction; cAMP biosynthetic process. The record is from RefSeq and is a predicted model, not a curated record. NCBI's taxonomy places the organism in Eukaryota, Fungi, Ascomycota, Sordariomycetes, Sordariales, Chaetomiaceae. The transcript is spliced from 4 exons.
AUGCCCCGACCCGACGAUAGCGCCCGUCGCAGCUCCAUGACGGGCUCCAGCACCGACAGUGCGAUAUCGAGCAUCACCGCGAAGCCGCUGCCCUCGUUGCCGCCCGAGUCAAAUGCCGUACCCUCUGCGACAGCUGCUGCCAGUGUCGGCCUCGGCGUCAGCAGCAGUCACAGCAGCAGUAAUGCUCUUCAUCGCCUUGCCACGCACGGAUCGCGGCGAGGGGCCCCGUCGCGACUCAAGACUGAUGAAGACAGCGGGUAUCCUGGACGCAGGUCCGUUAAAGAAUCCGAAGGCCAGGUCUCUCCGACCUCGAACGGUUCGCGCCCAUUUGGGCUCCCAACCUCAUCAACGAACUCGUCGAUGCGUGAACAUAUCAUGAGCGAUCUCUUUGAACACCGUCGCGACCUAGCCAUACUCGAGGGCCCCUCCGCCAGCCGCGCGGCCAGGGGCCAACACACAAGCCCAUCCUCCGGCUCUCUCGCCCAGCAGAACGCACCGUCAGCGAUGUCAUCGUCGUCAUGGAUAGCCGGCGACGCCAACAGCUCCGCCCCCGGCCUCUCACCGAACGACCCCGUAACCACAACCUUCUACAAUGACUCGACCGAUAACCUCUCCCUGAGCUCGCAGGUGUCUCCAAACGUGCCCGCUACUUCAAGCAGCCGCCCGCCGCCGAGCUCGCGCACGCCAGCUACCUUUGUUGAUUCGCCUGAGUUUGCCUACCUCACAGACGAUCGACGUCCCUCGGUCGUCAGCAUAGCUACCACGGCCAGCAGCCAAGGCUCUCGAACAAGCGGCGCGCGGGGAGGACUCCGCAAAUUGCAGGGCUUCUUCGGCGAGGAAUUCCCCGGCCGAGACUCGUCCGAAUUCAGCCUGCCUUUUCCAACGGCUGGGAAAGAGCACCGUUCGCAUUCGUAUAGUUACAGCCGUCCCCACCGUGACCGAAACUAUUCCAACGCUACCGACCACGGCAGGGAUGCGUCCCCAUCUGGCUCUAGGCCCCGCACGCCGGUGCCCGCCCCCGAAGUUGUGCCUUUCCUCUACCAAGAAGUCGAGGAUAUUGCCAAGUAUGGCGAAGCACCCGUUCGCGAAGUCCUCACCGGUCCGGAUCGCGAACGCUUCAUAAGUGACAGCGGAUCACAGAAUCCGCCGAAAACAUCUGGCUCUGGACGCUCCGGCCACUCCAUCGUCCAUCUCGGCGGCCACAGCCAUCGACACAACAAGAGUAACGACGAUCCGCGAGCCCUCAGGCCCUCCAUCAGCAGGGAAGAUUCAAUAUCGAGUAUUCCGAAAGAGCGCAGCGGCUCGUCUAUCAUGCACGGAUCCCGAUCACGGGCGCAGAGCCCGGCUCCGAGCGCCAAUGGCAGCUACUGGGGCUCACGAAGCACCGGCGGCGACGGACAAACGUCACCCGGCCAUCAAUCUAAACGCAGCCGCUUUCUGCCUCGCUUCCGCAAACACCACAAAGAGAAGUACGAUCUUGCCGACCUUAAAAAGUUUUCAGCGUCCUCCAACUCUCUCGGGUCGCGUCCAUCUAGGCAAGACUCGGCCGCGGCGUCGAUUGAAGGGUCAGAGUGGCCGGUAUCUCCCGAUCCUCGUGAGUUCUUUGGGCCACGCCCUUCGUAUGGUCGCGGCGCAACAUUCAAUAAUAAGUUCCCCUUUUCGAAGAAGAGCCGCAGCUCGCGGCAGCAUGACGACGAUGAGAACAUCGGGCCCACCGAUAAACAGGAGGUCGGCACAGUGUUUCAUCUGGACACGAACCUCAACGAUAUGGAGGGCAUCGUUAGCCGGCCGCUGCCGCUCACACCUAUGGAUUCUGACUUGAUAAAUGACCUAGACUUUGACAAGCUACCUAUCAAGUCCGACCCGAGUGGCGCCUGGUUUGCCCCUGACAGUUGGGGCGUCCGCCCGCGCGAUAACUCCACGCAGGCCCCCGAAGUCGACGACAUCACCGUCCUACCCCGGCCCGAGGAGAAGCUGACCAACUACUGUAUCCGCGUGUUCAGGGCGGACGACACCUUUGUCACGCUCCAGAUGGCCCUCGAUGCGACCGUGCACGAUCUCAUUUCCACUAUCGUCAGGAAGACGUAUCGCAUCGAUGGCAUCGAGAACUACCACAUCGUAAUGAAGAGGCGCAAUCUCAUACGGGUGCUGAACAAUGCCGAGCGUCCGCUCUUGAUACAAAAGCGCCUGCUCCAGCAGGUCGGAUACGAAGAACGGGAUCGAAUAGAGGACAUCGGACGAGACGACAACAGCUACAUCUGUCGCUUCAUGUUCCUUUCCAUCCGGGAGAGCGACUUCCACUAUGGCACCUACGACGUCGGACUGAAUCGCAUGCAGCAGAAACUCAUCCAUGUCGACCUCUCUGGUCGCAAUCUCGUCACCAUCCCCGUCCCGCUCUACGGAAAGGCACCCGAUAUCAUUUCUCUCAACCUGUCGCGGAACCUUUCACUGGACGUCCCGCGUGAUUUCAUCCAGGCCUGCUCGGGCCUGAAGGACAUCAAGUACACCAACAACGAGGCUCGCAGGUUACCACCGAGCUUCAGCUGUGCGCAGAAACUGACGUAUCUCGAUGUGUCGAAUAACCGUCUCGACCAGCUGGACCACGCGGAACUGGGCGACCUCAGGGGCUUGCUCAAGCUUAACCUGGCAAACAAUCGCCUGAAGUCCCUUCCCACCUAUUUCGCCAAUUACACGCUGCUGCGGACGCUGACCGUUUCGUCCAAUUUCCUCGAGAAGUUCCCCAGUUUCCUUUGUGACCUGGAGAACCUGGUCGACCUUGACUUGAGUUUCAACCUCAUCAGCACGCUGCCAGACAAUAUUGGCAAUCUCAGGAGUCUGGAGAAGUUUGUCAUCACAAACAAUCGCUUGACCGGCUCCUUCCCAGAAUCCUUUAAAAACCUGGGGAGCCUGCGCGAAUUGAAUUUCAAAUAUAACGCUAUUACGAAUAUUGAUGUGGUCGCGCAGCUGCCCAAGCUCGAGAUUCUCACUGCCGACCACAACAGCAUCUCGCAAUUCGUCGGUACCUUCUCUCGACUCCGGAGCCUGAAGCUUAACUCCAAUCCCAUCACCAAGUUCGAACUCCGCGAGCCCGUUCCUACGCUAAAGGUCCUGAACCUAUCCAACUGCCAGCUGGCCAGCAUCGACGAGUCCUUCAACAACAUGCUGAACCUUGAGCGGCUGAUCCUCGAUCGCAAUUACUUCGUGUCGCUGCCCAAUCAGAUCGGUAAUCUUCGCAGGCUUGAUCACUUCAGCAUAGCGCACAACACCAUCGGCGAGCUGCCCCCCGAGAUCGGUUGCCUGACGGAGCUGCGUGUGCUGGAUGUCCAUGGCAACAACAUCCGCAAGCUGCCGACGGAGCUGUGGUGGGCCAACAAGUUGGAGACCCUCAAUGCAUCCUCGAACCUGCUCGAGAACUUCCCUAAGCCGGCGUCUCGUGCUCCUCAACCCCCGGGCGACCCCUCCAGCACGCCCAACUCGCUCUACAGCAAGAAGUCUGUCGCGGGCCGCGGGCUCUCGCCGAUGCCUAGCUCGGAGGAGCUUAGGGGGGGGGAUGCUUCGAGGAGGCCAAGUCAGGCUUCGAGCACGCUCCUCAGUGUCGGUCCCUCGCCGGUACCCGGAGCUGGUGACCGCAAGGGGUCGAUGGUGUCUCUGUAUGGCAAGGGCGGUCGCAAGACGUCGGUCGUGUCUCGCAGCACCCAGAGCAGCGUCUCUACGUCCAUGGGUGGUCCUAGCUACAGGAAGGAUUCCAACCUGUCGACGCUGAUUACGCAUACCUUUGCCGGGUCUCUCCGGUAUCUGUACCUCGCGGACAACCACAUUGAUGACGACGUCUUCGAGCAGCUCGUCCACCUCCAAGAGCUUCGCGUCCUCAAUCUCUCGUACAACUCGCUCACAGACAUGCCGCAGCGGUCGAUCAAGAGUUGGUCGCAGCUCACGGAGCUCUAUCUCUCAGGCAACGAUCUCACCACUUUGCCCGCCGACGACCUGGAGGAGUACUCCAUGCUGCAGACGCUGCACAUCAACGACAACAAGUUCACCAACCUGCCCGCCGACAUCCAGCGCGCCAAGAAGCUCGCGGUGCUCGACUGCGGCAGCAACUCGCUCAAGUACAACAUCGCCAACGUGCCCUACGACUGGAAUUGGAACCUCAACCCCAACCUGCGCUAUCUCAACCUUUCGGGCAACCGCCGCCUGGAGAUCAAGCCGACGUAUCCGAGCGGCGCCUCGCAGGGUCGCGAGAAGUAUGAGGAUUUCAACCGCCUGGUCCACCUACGCGUCCUGGGUCUAAUGGACGUCACCGUGCUCGAUCCAAGUGUGCCUGACGAAAACGAGGACCGCCGCAUCAGGACGUCGGAUUCCAUGGCGGGAUAUCUGCCGUACGGCAUGGCGGAUACACUGGGGAAGAACAAGCAUUUGUCGACUGUGGACUUGGUCGUGCCGAGGUUCAAUUCAAACGAUGCUGAGCUGCUCAUGGCCUUGUUUGAUGGGCAGGCGCUGAGCAGUGGGGGGUCGAAGAUCGCGAAGUUCUUGCACGAGAACUUUGGCAGGAUCUUUAGUCGCGAGCUGAGGGACCUGAGAGCCGCGCAGGGCGAGACGCCGGAGGAUGCGCUCAGGCGUGCGUUCCUGGCGCUGAAUAAGGAGUUGAUUAAUGCGGCUACCUCUACGCAGAAUCGCUCGUCGUACUCGGUUGUGCUCAGCAAGGAGGAUCUCAACUCGGGUAGCGUGGCGACGGUGGUCUAUCUCAACGAGCAGGAGCUGUACGUCGCCAAUGUCGGCGACGUCCAGGCCAUGCUCAUCCACACCGACAGCCAGUUCAAGAUGCUCACCAAGAAGCACGACCCGGCCGAUCCCCACGAGCGCUCGCGCAUCCGCGAUGCCGGCGGUUGGGUCUCGCGCAACGGACGGCUGAACGAUACCCUCGAAGUCUCCCGCGCUUUUGGCUACUCGGAGAUGAUGCCGGCCGUGCAAGCCGCGCCGCACGUCAAGCAUCACAGCAUCACCGAGCAGGACGAGGCCAUCCUCGUCGCGACCCGCGAAGUCUGGGAGUAUUUGACUCCGGAACUCGUCGUCGACGUCUACCGCUCCGUGCGCGGUGACCUAAUGCGCGCUUCGCAAAAGAUCCGCGACCUGGCCAUGGCCUACGGCGCCACCAACAAGAUCAUGGUGAUGAUGCUCAGCGUGGCCGAUCUUAAGCGGCGCCGCGAGCGCUCGCGCAUGCAUCGUGGGCAGAGCAUGUCGUGGUUCAACUUCCCGCCUGAUGAUAGCAUGGCGCUGUCGACACGCAGGGGCAAGAAGGCGAAGGUGGAUGGUCCGCUGGAUUCCACGCUGCAGAGGCUGGAUGCAGAGGUGCCUGCCCCGACCGGUAUGAUUGCCAUCGUGUUUACGGAUAUCAAGAAUUCGACCCAGUUAUGGGAGAUGUAUCCUGAGGCGAUGCGGUCGGCGAUUAAGUUGCAUAACGAUACGAUGAGGAGGCAGUUGAGGAGGAUUGGUGGAUUUGAGGUCAAGACGGAAGGUGAUGCGUUUAUGGUUUCGUUCCAGACCGCCACGGCCGCACUGCUGUGGUGUUUUGCUGUGCAGAUCCACCUGCUGAGCCUCAACUGGCCGGCGGAGAUGCUCAACUCAGUCAUUUGCGCGCCCAUAUUCGAUCGCAACAACAACCUUAUCUUCCGCGGCCUUUCGGUGCGCAUGGGCAUCCACUGGGGCGAGCCCCUCGCCGAGCCUGACCCGGUUACCCGCCGCAUGGAUUACUUCGGUCCUAUGGUCAACAAGGCGAGCCGUAUCUCGGCAUGCGCGGAUGGUGGUCAGAUUACCGUCUCCUCCGACUUCAUCAUGGAAAUCCAACGCUGCCUCGAGACCUACCAAGAGGGCAUGGAGAUCGACGACGAGAACGACCCCUUCGCCAAGUCCAUCCGCCAGAACCUGCGUGAGCUGAGCAGCCAGGGCUUUGAGGUCAAAGAUAUGGGCGAGAUGAAGCUGAAGGGUCUCGAAAACCCCGAGUACAUCUACUCGCUGUAUCCGCACGCGCUGGCUGGCCGCAUCGACAUGCAUAACCUCAACCAGAAGCAGCGCCAGGAGGCGGAGCAGAAGCCGGCUAGGUUGAGCCCGGAUAGCCAGCUGUCGUUUGAUCCGGAAAAUGUGUGGGGGUUAUGGCGGAUUGCACUCAGGCUAGAGAUGCUGUGCAGUUCGCUGGAGGAUAUGAGUGGAAGGGGCUUGCAGCCGCCGGAGACGGAGUUGAUGGAGCGAAUGAGGCAGCGCGGUGGGGAGGUCACGGAGAGGUUUUUGUUGAACUUUUUGGAGCAUCAGGUUAGCCGGAUCGAGACCUGCGUCGCAACCCUCGCCAUCCGCCACAUCAUCCUCUCCAGCGACCGCCUGCGCCAGCUCAACGACCUGCGCGCCCCCAUGGCCUCUGUCCUCGACACUUUGCAGGCCAAGCUGGCCCUUCUCGAACGCUACGAGGCCCGCUACGGACCCCUGCCGCCCGACGAUGCCGCCAACGAUCAAUAUAUGACGUCUGAUUCUCCUUUGCCAUCCCCCGGCCCCCCUCAGCUGCCGCCUUUGCCACUGGCCAGUCCGAGGUUUACCGAGUUCGAGAGUGUGUUAAAUGGAAAUGGCGGUGUUGUUAGUGAGGAGAAAUGA